Messenger RNA from Lachnellula hyalina, 696 nucleotides. RefSeq names its product UPF0643 protein. The transcript has 2 exons. The record is from RefSeq and is a predicted model, not a curated record. The coding region runs from base 1 to 696 and encodes 231 amino acids. NCBI's taxonomy places the organism in Eukaryota, Fungi, Ascomycota, Leotiomycetes, Helotiales, Lachnaceae.
AUGGCCGUCGCCGCGGCUUCCGCUCCUUUAGAUCUUGCUGCCCCUCACGGCUCUAAUCAAACCUAUCCCGGCGAAAAUAAGGGUUCAGUCUCUUAUUCUAUCAAAGAGAUUGCCUCGGGUCACCAGAUUAUCAAUGGAAAGAACGAAAAUCUUCUCAUUGUGUCUCCUUAUGAGGAAGAACCCCAUCUACUGGACCUCCGUACCCUCGAUUCUGCAAACCAAAUUCUUGCCCAGGCCCUCACCGGACUCAAGUGCUUGAGAAGCGACUACGCUACGGCACCUUACGUUGAAAUUUUCAACUGGACCGAGGUCAUUGAAUCUGUCCGACAGCAGGUCGCCACAUCAGACUUCGACUGGAAGGAGAACUCAUUCUACAUUGUCGUCUUCCGCUCUCAGAUUCCACCCACGACAGUCUAUGCUGAUCUCGGCGUCCUUGACAAAGCUGCGCAUGCAGAAGCAACAAAGAGCGGCGGAUUUCUCAAGUAUUGGUUCGGAUCACCUGAUGCUAGUGGAAGAAACCUAGCUACCUGCGUCUGGCGCAACUUGCACGAUGCUCGGGUUGGAAGUGUCGGAGAGGCACACCGAAAGGCAGGUGGAGCCGCACGACAGCUUUAUACAGAGUGGAAAAUAGAGCGCCUGAGACUGCUGAUCAAGGACGAUGCUAAGGAAUGGGAAAUCAGCCAGUGGGUUGAUUGA